CCGGAGUAUAUAAGUGCGCGUAGGACGUCGCGCGACGCUCUUCUGCCUCAGUAAGAGUAGAGUUGUGUUCACGUGUGGUUGUGUGCGUUUCCUCUUUCCCAGAAAUAGGCCACACACAACCUACGUCCAUUCCGUGAAACUAACUCUUCUAGAAAAACCCAAAAAAAGUAAAAAAUCUCCGUAAAAAACGCAUACAAAAAAAUCGCAAAACCGUAGGCGAAAACCGUCGUAACCUCGGGUAACAGCGUGGUAAAAAAAAAAAGUAAGAAGAAACACGAGAGAAGUUGAGUGCUACGAGCCAGAGCGAGCCGUCGACAUCCUCAGGGAAAACGGACGGAGCAUUCAUCUACCCGCAACAGGCACGCAAAAAAAUAAAAUAAGUUGCUCACGCACGAGGCAGAAGCGGAAGAAGAUAAGCAGGAAAGCGUGUGCGACGAGAAGGCUGCAAGAGUCCUCGGAGGACGAGCCAUAUUGCGAGGUAGCGGAAGAAUAGAGCGAGGCGAGACCGUCGCGCGUAAAGAGAAGAAAUCGUUCUGCCUCUCUAUCCCCGGCGUGAUACUCCGCGUCCGCCAUGAAUCCCGGUGCACCCAACUACCCCAUGGCCUCGCUUUACGUGGGCGACCUACACACCGACAUCACCGAGGCGAUGUUGUUCGAAAAGUUCUCGUCGGCUGGGCCUGUGCUGUCGAUACGCGUGUGCCGCGACAUGAUCACCCGCCGCUCGCUCGGCUAUGCAUAUGUCAACUUCCAGCAGCCGGCUGAUGCCGAACGCGCCCUUGAUACCAUGAAUUUCGACAUGAUAAAAGGGCGGCCUAUUCGGAUCAUGUGGUCUCAGCGCGAUCCCUCUCUACGUAAAUCGGGCGUCGGAAACGUAUUUAUUAAAAAUCUAGACAAAAACAUAGACAAUAAAGCAAUGUACGAUACAUUUUCCGCCUUCGGGAAUAUAUUGAGCUGCAAGGUUGCACAAGACGAGUCGGGUGCGUCAAAGGGCUACGGCUUUGUACAUUUUGAAACUGAGGAAGCGGCCAACAAAUCUAUCGAUAAAGUCAACGGAAUGUUGCUAAAUGGAAAGAAGGUAUAUGUUGGUAAAUUCAUCCCGCGUAAGGAACGCGAGAAAGAGCUGGGCGAGAAGGCCAAACUGUUCACGAACGUUUACGUGAAGAACUUCGGCGAGGACAUGAACGACGACAAGCUGAAGGAGAUGUUUGAAAAGUACGGGACCAUCACGAGCCAUAAGGUGAUGAGCAAGGACGACGGCAAGUCACGUGGCUUCGGAUUCGUCGCGUUCGAGGACCCGGAUGCUGCCGAGCAGGCGGUGCUCGAGUUGAACGGCAAGGAGAUUGCCGAGGGCAAAUGCAUGUACGUCGGGCGGGCGCAGAAGAAGGCCGAGCGGCAGCAAGAGCUGAAACGGAAAUUCGAGCAGCUCAAAAUCGAGCGUCUGAAUCGUUAUCAAGGCGUGAAUUUAUACGUGAAGAAUUUGGACGACACGAUCGACGACGAGCGUCUGCGCAAGGAAUUUACACCGUUCGGCACGAUCACGUCUGCAAAGGUGAUGAUGGAGGAGGGGCGCAGCAAGGGCUUUGGCUUCGUGUGCUUCUCGCAGCCGGAGGAAGCUACCAAAGCGGUUACCGAGAUGAACGGACGCAUCGUUGGUUCCAAGCCCCUCUACGUCGCUUUGGCGCAGCGUAAAGAGGAUCGUAAGGCGCAUCUCGCCUCUCAGUACAUGCAGCGCAUGGCGAACGUGCGCAUGCAGCAGAUGGGUCAGAUAUUCCAGCCCAGUAAUGCCGGCAGUUACUUUGUGCCUACGAUACCGCAGCCGCAGCGGUUCUAUGGGCCUGCUCAGAUGGCGCAGAUCCGUGCGACUCCUCGUUGGCCGGCGCAACCGAAUCAAGUGCGACCGAACGCGCAGACCGGCACCUCCGGAUUUGCGUCAAUGCAAACUGCACCGUUCCGAACGGCGCCACGCGCUCCCGCCGCGCAGACUAAUGCUAUGCGUAACAGCAUGUCCGCCAGACCCAUUACAGGUCAACAAGCAGUUGGUGGUGCCAACAUGCAAAGCCGUUCCAUGGCUGGACCAGCCGUUGGCGUCUCGCCCGGUCAGAGCCGUCCGACGAAUUACAAGUACACCUCGAAUAUGCGCAAUCCGCCGCAAGCGGCUAUGACAAUGCCCGCACCGAGUGGUCCUUCUGUGCAGCAGGCGGUUCACAUCCAGGGUCAGGAGCCGCUUACUGCGUCGAUGCUAGCCGCGGCACCGCCGCAGGAACAAAAGCAAAUGCUAGGGGAGCGAUUAUUCCCUCUGAUUCAAUGCAUGUAUCCACAACUGACCGGUAAGAUCACCGGUAUGUUGCUGGAGAUUGACAAUAGCGAGCUGCUUCACAUGCUGGAGCACAGCGAGUCCCUGAAGGCCAAGGUCGAGGAAGCUGUGGCUGUGUUACAGGCCCAUCAGGCCAAGCAAGCGGUCGCGCCGAAAAAGGAAUAAGCGUUAUUUCGUUAAUCCUUCAUUUUUAAUUUGUGAGAAUAAAUCCCGAUUGUUUUUGAGUUUGAUUCGAUGUACACACGGUGUUGUCUUCAUUUAUUUUUUAUUUUUCUGAAUUUAUCCAAUUUAAUCAUUUAAGUAUGUUCAUGUAACGAAUUUACUUUCAAAGACGUAACCGGCAACUUCAGAGUGACAGUUGCUUGGGAAAUUUAUGGAGUGUAUACUCUUUUCACGAUGUAAAAUUUUAGGAAAGGGGACUUGCAACAUACACUGGGAAAGAUAGGUAUUCGGUUUACCUUUGAACACGGUGAGUUGUGUGGAUUUAUAUACAAAAUCACGGGAAACGAUCGUUCGCCUAGCGUUUAGUUACCGAGAGAAGUAAAGUGUGAAAAAAUUUUCCAAUCCUAAAAUUUUACGAUAAUAAAUUUUUGUUUCAAGUU
Vollenhovia emeryi is the source of this 2916-nucleotide messenger RNA. RefSeq names its product polyadenylate-binding protein 4-like. Bases 572 to 2479 code for a protein of 635 amino acids. Gene Ontology annotation, molecular function: RNA binding. Gene Ontology annotation, cellular component: ribonucleoprotein complex. NCBI's taxonomy places the organism in Eukaryota, Metazoa, Arthropoda, Insecta, Hymenoptera, Formicidae. The transcript has 4 exons. The record is from RefSeq and is a predicted model, not a curated record.